AUGGGGUUAUUGACUUCACAAGAUAAAGAAGUAAUCAAAAGGGCAUUGCCAAAGGCUUCAAAUAAAAUAAUUGAUGUCGCCAUAGCAAGAUUAUAUAUUGCAUACCCUAAUCCUAAUGAAUGGCAAUAUACAGGAUUAUCCGGUGCUGUCGUGUUAGUUGACGACAUAGUGGGCGAUACUUUCUUUUUGAAAUUAGUCGAUAUCUAUGGACAUAGAGGUGUCAUCUGGGAUCAAGAAAUUUAUGUAAAUUUUGAAUAUUAUCAAGAUAGAACUUUUUUACAUACUUUUGAACUGGAAGAGUGUUACGCAGGUUUACUGUUUGAAGAUGUAUCGGAAGCUCAACAUUUUUUAAAACGUGUACAAAGACGUGAAAAAUAUGGAUCUAAGAAAACAGUUAAUAAUAAAAAUGCUAUUGCACAGACAAAAAAGAUCAACGAUGCAAAUAAGAAUGUCGUAGUACAAGGUCCAAGAGGGGAAGCUAUGAUAUCUGAUCAGAGACAAAGGUAUAAUUAUGAUGAGUCUAAUAUUAUUCCAACAACUAAAUCAAAGGCCCCACCACCCCCACCACCUUCUGCAGCUACUCCUGACACAUAUGAUAAUACUUCUGAAAGUGAUAAUGAAGGCAAGUUUUACUCCGUCCCAGAUAGUCCAACGAGUCAUGCAGCCUCUCCGCCAUCAGUAGAUAGUACACCGGCGGCAGCUCAUCCCGUUCAUAACGUUCCACCAAUGCCAACACAUUUCUUGCCAACUAACAAUCCUCCUCCUACGUUCCCUACGACUGUGGUACCUUCUCCACCUGCUGGUGCUCCACCUCCUAUGUCUCCACCUCCUAUGUCUCCACCUCCUAUGUCUCCACCUCCUAUAUCUCCACCUGCUGCAGAUCUCCAAAAAACACCUUUCCCAAUACCACAACCAACAGCCAGUCAGGUACCUGCUCCCCAACAAUUGCCGGGACAACCAAGCACUCAACAGUUCCCAAGGCAACAACAAUUCCAACAACAGAGUAGACCAGUACCUCAAUUACCAAACAGAAAUGCUAGAUCAGUGCCACCUCCACCAGGUUCAGCCAAUGCGCAAAUGAAUGGUGCCAGAAUUCCACCUCCUGCUCCACAAUCUAGACGUGGACCAGCACCACCACCUCCACCACACAGACAAAACAAUGCACCAAUUCCAGCCUCUGGGUUUAGACCAACUCCGCAGCCACCCAGUUCUAGACGUGGUCCUGCACCUCCUCCUCCUCCAAGAAAAGGUUCGAGGCCUGUUCCGCAAGUAUCAACGUUACCUCCACGAAGUCCACCUGCGCAAGCUAUGUCUCCACCUAUAACGUCAUUUACUCAACCUGUACAGCAACCUCAACCACCAAGUCGUGAAUACCUUGCAUAUGCUCAACAGGUUCCAGAGAUGCCUAUGACCACAUUUGGAGUCCCUCAAUCUACACCCUCACCUGCUAUGCCUACGCAACAAGCUUAUCCAGCAGCUGUACCUGCACCUCCACCUCCACCGAUUAUGCCUACACAACAAGCUUAUCCAACAGCGGUAUCUGCACCUCCACCUCCACCAGCCAUGCCUACACAACAAGCUGCUCCAGGAGCUGGACUCGCCCCUCCACCUCCACCUGCGUUCUUAAGUAAUCCUCAGUCGACUUCUCAAAUUCCACCUCCACCACCAAUGGGUGCUCCUCAAGGAUCAAGCCAACUAAAUGAGACUACUGGAGAUGCAGGCAGAGAUGCUUUGUUAGCUUCCAUUAGAAACUCAGGUGGUAUUGGUGUGUUAAAAAAGGUUGAUAAAUCGCAAUUAGAUAAGCCUUCAGUAAUACUACAAGAGGCUCGUGGUGAUGCACCUCCACCUUCAGCAAAUUCUAGUAACGCAGCGCCAGGAGGUGGUCAAGGAUCUUUGGCUGAUGCACUAGCUGCAGCACUAAAUAAACGAAAGACAAAGGUUAGUAAUGAAGACAACUAUGAUAAUGGUGAUGAUUGGUAA
Tetrapisispora phaffii CBS 4417 is the source of this 1980-nucleotide messenger RNA. RefSeq names its product actin-binding protein LAS17 (gene LAS17). Lineage: Eukaryota; Fungi; Ascomycota; Saccharomycetes; Saccharomycetales; Saccharomycetaceae. The coding region runs from base 1 to 1980 and encodes 659 amino acids. The record is from RefSeq and is a predicted model, not a curated record. The transcript has a single exon. Gene Ontology annotation, molecular function: actin binding.